Molecule: messenger RNA, 3078 nt
Organism: Xenopus tropicalis (tropical clawed frog)
Lineage: Eukaryota; Metazoa; Chordata; Amphibia; Anura; Pipidae
Gene: adam19
Product: ADAM metallopeptidase domain 19
Exons: 21
Coding region: 86-2755 (889 amino acids)
Biological process (GO): proteolysis
Cellular component (GO): membrane
Molecular function (GO): metalloendopeptidase activity; metallopeptidase activity
Source: RefSeq, a predicted model, not a curated record
GCUCAGUACAGAGAGCCCAUGAAAAGAAGGCUGCCUCCUGCAUGUGCUUAGAGAAAAGCCAGGGAGAGGGCAGGGGGGCCCUCGGAUGGAAGGAGCUACAGGACUCGUAUGGAUAUGGGUGGGCAGCAUGACGCUGCUGGCACUUACUGUGCCCACUUCCAGCGGGAACAGAAAUCAGUCAGAGCAUCUCAAAGACAUUGUGGAACAUUCAGAGAUUAUAGAACCCCACUGGCUUGGGGACUUCUUUAUAGGAAUGGAAGCUGGAGGCAAGUACCCGGAACAUGCAGAGCUGCUUGUCAAGGCAGAAGGUCAGGAUCUCAUCCUUUCCUUGCACAGAAAUGAACAAUUCAUCCAUCCAAACUACAGAGAGACUCAUUACAGCCUUAAUUAUACCCGUGUUGUCCGGACCCCCAACAUGACGGAACACUGCUAUUACCAUGGCAUUGUACAGGGGCAGGACAACUCUAGCGUGGUUAUCAGUAUAUGCUCAGGAAUCAGGGGAAUGAUAACUUUAAGCAAUAACUUGAGUUACAUUGUGGAACCAUUACCGGGGGAGGAUGGGAGACAUGUCAUCUAUAAAGCUGAACAUCUGGGCCUUAGUAGGAUAUGCCACGGACAUUCCAUCCAUUUCGAGGAAAAGCUUCCUACUCUCACCAGCAAUCUUUCUGGGCAUCAUUCGAGGUUUCAGAAACACGACUCGGACUUGGAAGAGACCCAGCGCAAGAUGUUGGAAGUCAUGAACUAUAUUGAUAAGUUCUACAGGGCUCUGAACAUUCGAAUCGCUCUCGUAGGGCUGGAGGUCUGGACAGCCGGUGAUAAGUGCAACGUCUCCGAGAAUCCAUACAGCACCCUGCGUGCUUUCCUUUCGUGGAGGAGGAAGCUUCUGCAGCACACCCCCCAUGAUAAUGCCCAGCUCAUAACGGGGCGCUCUUUUUAUGGUACAACUAUUGGUCUGGCUCCACUGCAGGCCAUGUGCUCUGUGUAUCAGUCAGGAGGCGUGAACAUGGAUCACUCUGACAAUGCGAUUGGUGUAGCAGCCACCAUGGCCCACGAAUUAGGGCAUAAUUUUGGAAUGAGCCACGAUGCUGCAGGAUGCUGCACGGCCAAACCAGAGGAGGGAGGUUGUAUUAUGGCAGCUUCUACAGGACAUCCCUUCCCUAAAGUGUUCAAUGCCUGCAACAAGCAGGAGUUGGAUCGGUUCUUCCGCUCCGGGGGUGGGAUGUGCCUCAGUAAUUUGCCAGACACCAAGACCUUGUUCGGGGGGCCACGUUGCGGCAAUGGCUUUUUGGAAGAGGGCGAGCAAUGUGACUGCGGGGACCCAGAGCAAUGCAAUAACCCCUGCUGCAAUGCAACCACAUGUACCCUGAUGGCGGGGGCAGACUGUGCGCAUGGGGCCUGCUGCCUGCGAUGCAAACUGCGGCCACCGGGGUUUCCAUGUCGGAAGCCAUCCCGACCCUGUGACCUGCCGGAGUUCUGUACCGGACAGUCUGCUGUCUGUCCGCCAAACUCCUUUCAGCUGGAUGGGACCUUGUGCCAAGGAGAACAAGCUUUCUGCUACAACGGGAGGUGCCUUACCCACCAACAACAGUGCCAGCAACUCUGGGGAGCGCGCUCGCGAGUGGCUCCAGAUCUCUGCUUUGAGCUGAUCAAUGUAGCUGGGGAUCAGUAUGGCAACUGUGGCCGGGACAUGAGUGGGACAUACAGGAGCUGUGAAGGAAGGGAUGUCAUGUGUGGAAAGAUUCAGUGCCUGAGUCAAGCCUCUAAGCCCAUGGAGUCCAAUGCAGUGGCCAUAGACACCACCAUCACUAUUGAAGGGAAGCGAGUGCAGUGCCGGGGGACUCACAUUUAUAAGGAGGAAGACGACUUGAUGGAUCCAGGACUUGUGCUUACGGGAACCAAAUGUGGACUGAACCAGAUUUGCUUUGAUGGGCAGUGCAGAAACACCUCCUUCUUGCAGGUGGAUGAAUGUGCCAAGAAGUGCCAUGGGAAUGGGAUGUGUAAUAAUAACAGGAACUGCCAUUGCUUUGCUGGUUGGAGACCCCCAUUCUGUAACCAGACAGGUAACGGGGGCAGCAUUGAUAGCGGACCAGUACCAGAAGAUGGUUCCCUGGCCUUAGUGCUCUGGAUUUGCAUCCCACUUGCAUUACUUGCAGGGAUGGCGCUUUCCCUUGCCAUGUUCUUUUACGUAUUCAGGAUCAGGGGAAGACAAGCCAAGACAGAGAGCUGCCCAGCAACCUGCCCUUUGCACAAAAGUGACAGUCCAACAAAACACGGUGUUGGUUCUACCUCCAAACAAAGACCACAAGUGCCCAUGCAACCCAAGAGCCCUCCAGUUUUGUACCCCACGCUGAGAGUAGAAAAGAGCCAGUCAGCUGCCAGUCAGCAUCACCAAGAGCAACCUGAGGGUGGUGCUGCAAAGUAUUCUUCUGCCAUCAGUCAUCAUUCCAACCAAGACCUCAAGGGUGGGGCUGGGAAGAUUCUUCAUGGUGUCAGUUAUCUUCAGCAGGGUGGAGCUAUAAAGACUGGUUAUGCAAUGAGGACUCCACCUCCGAAUAGACCGGCUCCACCCCCUCCUGCUCUAGCGCCAACGCCUCCUGCUCCAGUUCCACCCCCUCCUGCUUCAGCACCACCCCCUCCUGCUCCAAAGAGAUUAGAACGACCCAGAAGAUUACCGCUGCCGCCUCCUGUUCCUCCGAACCGCACCAGACGCAAGGCAAUGGAUUCCUCACUUUCAGGCCCAGAGGGCACCACAUGACGAAGCCUCCCACGCCCACCAUGACUCUUCUUUUGGGCAGUUAGCAAGACUUUCCUAUUAGAGACAAUGGGAUGGGUGCUUCUGUUUGUUGCCCUCCUGCUGUGAGGAGUAGGGGCUGAAGACCAUUACCAUAAGGGAAGGAAGAAAUGCAGUAACAAUUGAUUUGACUCAAUGCAUUCCUUGGUUACAGAGCUGUGGCAGGGAGCAUGCAGGUAUCCCCCUCCAUCUCUAGGCCCUUACCCUACGGCCUAGUGGAUUGGGCCUUUCUAGCAUUCUGGAUAAGGGCGUCCCCAUCCAAGAUGCAAUAAAUGUAAUAGCCAGGA